Ylistrum balloti is the source of this 750-nucleotide messenger RNA. RefSeq lists its product as uncharacterized. The coding region runs from base 1 to 750 and encodes 249 amino acids. The transcript is spliced from 2 exons. The record is from RefSeq and is a predicted model, not a curated record. Lineage: Eukaryota; Metazoa; Mollusca; Bivalvia; Pectinida; Pectinidae.
AUGCCGAACACGACAACAAGUGGGGACUGGAUUGACGAGGCUCUAGAACACGACAACAAGUUUAGUGGUGGCUGGUUUGACGAGGCUCUAGAACAGGACAAGAUUAGUGGCUGGAUUGAAGAGGCUCUAAACCAGGACAAGAUUAGUGGUGGCUGGAUUGACGAGUCUCUAAACCAGGACAAGAUUAGUGUAGGCUGGAUUGACGAGGCUCUAAAACAGGACAAGAUUAGCGGUGACUGGAUUGACGAGGCUCUAAACCAGGACAAGAUUAGUGUAGGCUGGAUUGACGAGUCUCUAAACCAGGACAAGAUUAGUGGUGACUGGAUUGACGAGGCUCUAAACCAGGACAAGAUUAGUGGUGGCUGGAUUGACGAGUCUCUAAACCAGGACAAGAUUAGUGUAGGCUGGAUUGAGGAGGCUCGAAACCAGGACAAGAUUAGUGGUGACUGGAUUGACGAGGCUCUAAACCAGGACAAGAUUAGUGGUGACUGGAUUGACGAGGCUCUAAACCAGGACAAAAUUAGUGGUGACUGGAUUGACGAGGCUCUAAACCAGGACAAGAUUAGUGGUGACUGGAUUGACGAGGCUCUAAACCAGGACAAGAUUAGUGGUGACUGGAUUGACGAGGCUCUAAACCAGGACAAAAUUAGUGGUGACUGGAUUGACGAGGCUCUAAACCAGGGCAGGAUUAGUGGCGACUUGGAUGGUGCUGGUUCCAUCACUGCAGUCACCGCCGGCAAAGUAACUUAG